GGUGGUGGGUCUCUUAGGUAGGGUACCGUAAUGGCGGUCUACUCUCCCUUGUGCAGUAGAGCUAUUUUGCAUUCUCCCUCUUCCUCGAACCCCCAAGUUUUACCCUUAAAUUCCAGGAUUCGACAAAAGUUCUCGCCUUUAAAUUUGCCUCUUCAAAACCUUAAUCCUAAAUCUCUGCAAUUUUUGAAGUUGAAUCCUCGUUUCCUGAGAUUCAGGAUUAAUUAUGCAGCUAACCAAGACCUUUCUGUUCCUGAAAACCAGGCGGUUGGAAAAGAAGUGAGUGUUGCUGGAAAAUUCCAUGAGAAACCUGCUUAUAAACAAUGGGAUUCAUUGACUGCAACUUUUGCUGGAGCAGCAAAUGUCCCAUUUUUGCUGCUUCAACUCCCCCAAAUCAUCUUAAACGCUCAGAACCUCUUAGCUGGAAACAAGACUGCACUUUUUGCAGUUCCAUGGAUUGGUAUGUUAACUGGAUUAUUGGGAAAUCUCUCCUUGCUUUCUUAUUUCGCAAAAAAGAAGGAAACAGAAGCUGUUGUAGUUCAGACUUUGGGUGUUAUAUCGACUUAUAUCGUUCUCGCUCAGCUUGCUAUGGCAGAAGCAAUGCCUUUGCUUCAGUUUACUGUGACUUCAAUUGUUGUGGCUUCUGGUCUGAUACUUAAUUUCAUGAAUUUCUUUAAUCUUCUAAAUUCUAGGAUUUGGACACUAUGGGAGGAUUUCAUGACUGUUGGAGGCCUCUCAGUUCUUCCUCAGGUUAUGUGGGCGACAUUUAUCCCAUUCCUGCCAAAUACUGCUGUACCUGGGGCCAUGGCCUUCACUGUGGCACUUUUUGUUGUCUUCAUGGCACGCACUGGAAAACUUACAAAGAAAGCCACCAAGUUCGUCGGGUCUAUAUCUGGAUGGACUGCGACUCUACUGUUCAUGUGGAUGCCUAUAGCGCAGAUGUGGACAAAUUUCCUCAAUCCGGAUAACAUAAGAGGCUUAUCGGCUUUCACCAUGUUGCUUGCUAUGAUUGGCAAUGGUCUGAUGAUCCCUCGUGCCCUCUUCAUUCGUGAUUUCAUGUGGUUUACUGGUUCUUUUUGGGCAUCUUUGCUCCAUGGCUGGGGAAAUUUGAUAUGCAUGUACUGGUGUAACACCAUCAGCUGGACCUUCUUCUUGGCAGCAACAAUUGCCCUCGUUUCAUGGCUAGGAAUGGCUCUUUGGAGAGAUACCAAAGCCUAUGGAUACAAUUCUCCCUUCACAUCUCUGAAGAAGUUAGUUUCAGGUUCCUGAUUCAAACUCCUUAAUGGCUAGAACAUGGCUUCUUAUGCAUAAUGUAAAAUAGAAUUAAUUGAGUUUGCACAAGAUGGAUUACUGAUAUCCAAAAUAUGGAGGCGUAUCUUCAUUUUGGUGGAAGGUGUGCGGCUUCACUUUUCUGCGACGAACGCCGGCUGGGUAAUUCCUUGCGAAUGUCUUUGAAUAGUG
Amborella trichopoda is the source of this 1458-nucleotide messenger RNA. RefSeq names its product maltose excess protein 1-like, chloroplastic. Gene Ontology annotation, cellular component: chloroplast envelope. The record is from RefSeq and is a predicted model, not a curated record. Gene Ontology annotation, molecular function: maltose transmembrane transporter activity. NCBI's taxonomy places the organism in Eukaryota, Viridiplantae, Streptophyta, Magnoliopsida, Amborellales, Amborellaceae.